This is a messenger RNA of Neurospora tetraspora, 459 nucleotides long. RefSeq lists its product as uncharacterized. The coding region runs from base 1 to 459 and encodes 152 amino acids. The record is from RefSeq and is a predicted model, not a curated record. Gene Ontology annotation, cellular component: nucleus. NCBI's taxonomy places the organism in Eukaryota, Fungi, Ascomycota, Sordariomycetes, Sordariales, Sordariaceae. The transcript has 5 exons.
AUGGCAUCCCAUGAUGAGAUCUGGGACGACUCUGCCCUAGUGAACUCAUGGAACGAGGCAUUGGCAGAGUACAAGAAAUAUCACAGCAUACACGCCGAAGGAGCAGCACUUCCCGAGGGUGUCGCUGGUGACUUCAAGGAUCAAAAUGCCAAGCCUAGUGCUGCUACAGAUGUCCAUCAGCAGGAGGGAGAGGAGGUAGAAGAAGGAGAGGAGAUGGAGGAGGACGGCGCGGCACCCGCUGUUGAAGUCAAGAUCGUUGAAAGCCAGCAACCAGCAGCUGCUGCUGGUCCUACCGCCGCCACCGCGACGAGCUUACCCGGUCCCGGGCCCCAACUGAUGUUGGGCUCUGUGCAAGAUGAAGAGCUCAAGAAGCUCUUGAUGUCAUGGUACUACGCAGGCUACUACACCGGUCUUUAUGAAGGGAAACAAAAGGCUUUGCAGGAACAGGCACAGAAGUAG